Messenger RNA from Choloepus didactylus (southern two-toed sloth), 2753 nucleotides. It is a transcript of the gene MREG, whose product is annotated as melanoregulin. Bases 399 to 1043 code for a protein of 214 amino acids. The transcript is spliced from 5 exons. The record is from RefSeq and is a predicted model, not a curated record. Lineage: Eukaryota; Metazoa; Chordata; Mammalia; Pilosa; Megalonychidae. Gene Ontology annotation, biological process: melanocyte differentiation; melanosome transport. Gene Ontology annotation, cellular component: melanosome.
UCGCCCUGCGCGCUGCGCCCUUCGGUGUCCUGGGAUCUUGCCUUCUGGCUGGAGUCCCUACUUCCUCCUUAGAGGGCAGCAGCGGAGCGUCUCGGGGACGCACGCGCCCCAAUUUACGCCCGGGGAAUUAAAAAGAACGAGGACAAAAAGCCCCAACGAAACACACGCCCCGAACACAACUCAAGUGGAGCGCGGCUCUGGGUUCUGGGCGGCAGAGGCGCCUCCUCCCUCAACCGCGUCCCCGGCCGCGGCGUGAUGCGCACGGACCGGCCCGCGACGCCCGGGCCGCGACUAUCCCCGCACCUGGACGCUGGCCCGGUGGCCGUGCCCCAGCCGCGAUCGCUCGCUGAGGCGGUUUUCUCCGAGUCAGCCAGCAGUGGUGGGGGACCUCGCUCUCCAUGGGGCUGAGGGACUGGCUGAGGACCGUGUGCUGCUGUUGCCCGUGCAAGUGCCUGGAGGAGCCCGCCGUGCCUGAGAAGGAGCCUCUGGUCAGUCAUAACAAUCCAUAUUCCUCAUUUGGAGCAACUCUGAUGAGGGAUGAUGAAAAGAAUUUGUGGAGUGUGCCUCAUGAUGUGUCCCACACAGAAGCAGAUGACGACAGAAUCCUGUACAACUUGAUAGUCGUUCGUAAUCAACAGGCCAAAGACUCAGAGGAGUGGCAAAAACUCAACUAUGAUAUCUAUACCCUGCGGCAUAUUCGAAGGGAAGUAAGAAACAGAUGGAAACGCAUUUUAGAAGAUUUAGGUUUUCAAAAGGAAGCAGACUCUUUAUUGUCAGUUACUAAACUCAGCACCAUCAGUGAUUCUAAAAACACAAGGAAAGCUCAAGAGAUGCUGUUAAAACUGGCUGAAGAAACCAGUAUUUUUCCAACAAGUUGGGAGCUCUCAGAGAGGUAUCUGUUUGUUGUGGACCGUCUCAUUGCUCUUGACGCUGCAGAAGAGUUCUUUAACAUCGCCAGGCGAACUUACCCCAAGAAGCCUGGGGUCCCAUGCCUGGCAAAUGGCCAGAAAGAAGUACACUACCUUCCAUUUCCAAGUCCCUAAAGGAACGGCUUAGAUGCAGAAAUGAAGUUCUUCUACUGGGACUCAGCAGCCAACCAAAGUUGGACAGUGAUAUGUGAACAAGUAGAGGGCUGGCUGAGUGACAGAUGAAGGACUCUGAAUUCUGCUCGAUCUGAGGGUCUGGGUAGUUGAUCUUCAUGAGGCCUUACUCUGUGAAAUGUUCAGGUGGCACCCACAAAGAGAGUUAAAGAGUCAGUGGGUGGGCCAUUUCAUAAUGGGUGCUUAGAUUCCAAGAGAACCCAUUGCCCCAGUUUUGAUUUUUUUGGUUGUAUAAUAAGUUCUAACCAUUAAUCCUAUUAGGAACAUGGGAUAUUCUAGUUAAUGAAAUGACAUGAUUGAUAGAACUAUCAUAGAGUCCAAGUAUGGAUUACCCCCUUUGAAAGAAUUUCGUGUAAUAUAGGCUAACACCAAAAUAAUACUAGGCCUAAUGUGACCUUUCUUUGAUUAAAAAGAAUGUAUAGAAACUUGAAGGGUAUCGAGGCAUCCUUUUGAGUAUCAGUUAUGAUUAGUCGGAAAUACAAGUGUAUCAGAUAAUAGAGAGGGUUCGGAGAGUGCACCAGAAGUGAAUUCCAAAUAGACUGCCCACAAGCAGGGCUUCCUGCACCUACAUGUAGCAAGUUCUGUCUUCGGUUAUGGUGCACACAUCCUAAAUUCUCAUGUUAUCAAGAGCAGGUUGCCUCAUUUUUGUCAUAUUGUCCAUUUCUACUCCAGAAGCCCUUGGCAUUUUAUCUGCAAGAGCAUCUGUAAGCUGGAACACCUGGCCUCUACUUCCUCCUUUUCUCUUUGGUGUGUUUCCAGCUUACUUUAUGCCAGUAAGAGAGUUGAACCUGCCCAGGGACCCCUCCUGCAGACUUAGAGCUGAGUAGGGGGUACUGCCUUGCAGAAGGUCACUGCUGAGCUUUCUUCAGUUCUGCAAAGGCUUCUCCAAAAUGAAGCGAUGCUGCCAGUGCAGCUUGUUUCUCCCUACAGAUUCAGAAGUCCAGUUUCAGAAGUUACUUCUAUUUAAGCAAGAAGCCUGCCCGGAGGUUGUGGUUUCUUUUUAUUGGAAAGACUUUAAGGACUUCUAGGAAUUAUCUGUAGAUUGCUGUGAAAAAUGACCAUAUUUUUACUUUUACAGAUUUUUCACAUCUGACUUCAGGUUUCAAAGUAACUUGUGUUUAGUGAGUCCAGGGAAUUAUGACUUGAAAAUUUCCAUAUCCUGAGUAAAUCUUUUGGUUGUGUACAAAAUGUUUAAAAUAUUUGUUAGAAGAGGUCCAUGUUCUCCACUUAUUAAAGCAUUGCAAGCCAACUGAACUGACAUGCUUCAGGAACAUUUUCCCUAGUUUAGUAAGUAAGCUAAACUUUAAAAAAUGUAUAUUUAAUGCUUAUUCCCUCUCUCAUAUUGUUUAAAUUAUUCUGUACAUAUUUUCCCUCUCUUUUAUAGGCUUUUGCAAGAUAAACAUGCAAACAGUAACGCACACAAACAAUAAAACAAAAAAAUCUUUGAAAAUUAUAUUGUUUUAAUCUUUGUACUAAAAAUUUGUAUUUUGUCUUUCUGCCUUUUUUAUGUCAAAAUAAUAUAUGAAAAUGUUUGCAUCUAUGGAGAAUAAAGUAUUACCAUAGUCUUUAUUUUUAGUAAUGAAUGAAAAAGGAUAAGAUCGUCUCUAUGAUUAUAAAAACACGUGGAAUUAUCCAGGACAUUUUCCUUCCAAG